Molecule: messenger RNA, 354 nt
Organism: Medioppia subpectinata
Lineage: Eukaryota; Metazoa; Arthropoda; Arachnida; Sarcoptiformes; Oppiidae
Source: the annotation of a GenBank genome assembly
ACUGAUGGUUCAGUCAUAGCAUUGUUGCAGAGAUUGGGAUAUUCUUCACAACAGAUAACCAAAGAUGACAUUGAGAUCGUUAGAUAUGUCUGCGCUCUGAUCGGUGUCCGUAACGCACAGUUAGCCGCCGCCAAUCUCUCAGCGGUUGUCCAACGCAUUGAUAAACCAAUGGUUAGAAUAGCAAUUGACGGUUCGCUAUAUAAAAAACACCCAAAACUUCAUAAAUUGAUGACUGAUUUCAUCAGCGAAUUGAUUCCCAACAGAAAGUUUGAGUUAUUCUUAGCCGAAGACGGAAGCGGUAAGGGAUCCGCGUUUAUUGCAGCCGUCGCCGCAAAGCAACGACAAAAGUCUUAA